This is a messenger RNA of Ilex paraguariensis (yerba mate), 1671 nucleotides long. The record is from the annotation of a GenBank genome assembly. Lineage: Eukaryota; Viridiplantae; Streptophyta; Magnoliopsida; Aquifoliales; Aquifoliaceae.
AUGCUAGUUGACACUAGAUCAAACUCAAUAGUGAAGAAGUUUGAAAGACAGGAUGUUAAAUACUGUGAAGAUUUAAAGCACAUGAAGCAAAAGAUCAAGAAACUCGAUGAGAAAAAUGGCAAGGAUUCAACAAUGAUUAUUGACAUAACAAAAGAUCAUGGUAUAGAUGAUCUCGAGACAAUUCUUGUUCCUUUAGCACAUCAUUUUAGAUCAAUGCUCCUCAAUUCAUGGAAAGAAAGAAGUAAGCAAUACUGGGAAGUUGGUGGUAACUGCAAUAUGGCCAUAGCAGCAGCAAGACUGGGACUUCAUUGUGUUGCAAUUGGUCAUGUUGAUGUUCUUCAUGAUGAAGGAAUUGGUACGGUUGGGAUGAGUGACCUGAAUGACAAUGUUGACAGUUCACGUGUUGCAUAUGAGACACUUCUAUGCUGGGUUUUGGUGGACUCUUUUCACAGACAUAGUUUUUGCAGUCGAGCAGAUUUUUGUAAAGAGCCUGCAUUCAGUUGGCUGAGCAAGCUGUCUAUUGAAGGAAAGACCCGAGUGAUAGGAACACCCGAAAAACAGAGAGCACUUGACAAGUUCUUGAGGAUGAGUGAUGUUCUUCUGCUAACGUCUGAGGAGGCUAAAUCAUUGACUGGCAUAGGAAAUCCAAUACUGGCAGCCCAGGAGUUGCUUAGGAAAGGGUUCCGCACAAAAUGGGUGAUUGUUAAAAUGGGUGCAAAGGGCUCAAUUCUAAUAACCAUGUCAAAUAUAUCUUGUGCACCUGCAUUCAAGUUAUGGCAUAGUGUCCAGCCUGCAGAUCUGGACACUAUUGAUGGCUCACCUGGUCAAGAAUUUUCUCUUGAAACUGAGCAUGAACAACUCCCACUUGGGAAACUUGCAUUGGUUGACUUACAAGGCCUUAACCAUCAAGAGAAGCUUGCUUUUUGGAUCAACACUUACAAUUCGUGCAUGAUGAAUGAAACACCCACUAUGACACAGUUAUGGCAUAGUGUCCAGCCUGCAGAUCUGGACACUAUUGAUGGCUCACCUGGUCAAGAAUUUUCUCUUGAAACUGAGCAUGAAAAACUCCCACUUGGGAAACUUGCAUUGGUUGACUUACAAGGCCUUAACCAUCAAGAGAAGCUUGCUUUUUGGAUCAACACUUACAAUUCGUGCAUGAUGAAUGCCUUUCUAGAACAUGGAAUACCAGAGAGCCCUGAGUUGGUGGUUGCACUGAUGCAAAAGCCUUCUUUGAGGCUUUUGGCAAUACAAUUUAUGCCCCAAGGUUGUGACUUGGUGUGGAAACAUGUUGUCCGGAAAGGGGAUGCGGUUGUUGAUGCCACUUGUGGAAAUGGGUAUGACACCUUGGCAAUGCUCAAAAUGGUUGCUGAUCAGUCAAAGAGAGGUCGUGUUUAUGCAAUGGAUGUUCAAAAAGUUGCUAUGGAAAGCACUUCAUCUUUGUUAGAUCAAUCAGCCAGUUCAGAUGAGAAAGAACUUGUUGAGCUAUACAGCAUUUGUCACAGUAAAAUGGAGGAAAUUGUUCCAAAGGCAUCAUGCUGGAUGUGUUUUAGCAGAAUCAGUUCAGGAGGUAUAUUGAAUGGAGCAGGCAGUUUAAUGGGGCUGUAUCUGCUGCGUUUAUGCUAUACUGCUAAGCAGGGUUUGAGGAUAGCUGCUGGGAUGAUGCCAGCGUGA